Molecule: messenger RNA, 1856 nt
Organism: Nicrophorus vespilloides
Lineage: Eukaryota; Metazoa; Arthropoda; Insecta; Coleoptera; Silphidae
Product: mitochondrial uncoupling protein 2-like
Exons: 8
Coding region: 784-1731 (315 amino acids)
Biological process (GO): mitochondrial transport; response to cold; mitochondrial transmembrane transport
Cellular component (GO): mitochondrial membrane
Molecular function (GO): oxidative phosphorylation uncoupler activity
Source: RefSeq, a predicted model, not a curated record
GAAAUUGUAUAAUUUGAAAUUUAGAAAGUUUUAAUUUUUUUAUGAUUAUGUGUUUGUUAUUGAGUUUGAAAAUACUUGUUAUUAUUAGCAGACGAUCAGAUGAAGGAUCGAAGGUCGAUAGGCUUUUGUCCGCAUUAAGAGAUAUGGAUGAGUUACAUAUGUGAAUUUUUUUGUUAGCUGAGGAAAGUUAUUGUUGUUACGUAAAUGUAUGAUAGCGCGGUGAUCGUUCAAGUAUAUGUUGUCUUCUCUAGUAAUUGUUAUGAAGGUUCGUGGGUUAUGAUGUAAGCACAUCCGUUAUCUGAACUCGAGUGUAUCGUAAUGAAUACGAUGUUUAUUUUCGCAUGAAACUGUGAUAAAAGUAUUAUUUCUGGAUAACAGUUUUGGUUGGGAUGAUGCAUUUGGAUACAGCUGAUUGGUCUAUUUCGGUGGAGUGUCCAUCUUAUCAGACUUGUUUGCUGCUGUAGAGAGGAAAUCCAUGGAAAACCAUCGAAGUCCAAUUGGAAAGGAUAACAGAUCUGAUUGAGAUUUGCAUUGUUGUUAGGCGGUUUAUUUGAAGCAGAACUGUUGCGACGCCUGCGUCUCUCUAUUGUUGGAAAUGCCUUGUGGAAAAAAGUGCGAAAGAAUAGUAUGAGCAAAAGGUCUUCAAACUCCCAACGAACCAGUAACGCCUUGCAGAGGCUUGAAGCCGGGCGAAAACAUUUAGCUGCCCUCCGUUGCAUCUACAUUUUCAACGACGACUAUAGAGAAGUCUCAAGUUACUAGUUCGCGCGAAACAUAGACAAGAUGAGCGGUUUCGAAAACGUCUCAAUCUACACAAAACUGUUGACGGCAGGCACCUCUGCCUGCAUCGCAGACGCUGUCACCUUUCCAUUGGACACAGCCAAAGUUCGCCUCCAGAUUCAAGGUGAGGCUAGGUCAGUGGUCCAGAAUGGAACAGUGGCACUGCUCCGUUCACAAACAGGGACACAAUAUGGAUUAUUCGGGACCUUAGCCAACAUGGUCCGCCAGGAAGGCGCAAGGAGUCUAUACAAUGGCCUCUCAGCCGGUCUGCAGCGCCAGAUGUGUUUCGCCUCAGUGCGAAUUGGUCUCUACGACACCUUCAAGACGUUCUACCAACAUCUCAUUGACGGUAACAGCAGAUCUGGCAGCCUUAACAUUGGAGCUAGGGUGGCCGCUGGAUUGACAACCGGCGGAUUAGCCGUGUUCCUCGCGCAACCUACAGACGUAGUCAAGGUCCGCUUCCAGGCUUCGGCCAAGGGUCAGACUACCGCCCGGUACUCUUCAACCCUUCAGGCCUACAAGUCCAUCGCCACCAAGGAAGGAGUCCGUGGACUUUGGAAAGGCACCUUCCCUAACGUCAGCAGGAAUGCCAUUGUGAACGUCUCGGAGAUUGUCUGCUACGAUAUUAUUAAGGACACCUUGCUCUACUACCACUUGAUGAAGGAAGGUGUUCCAUUGCACUUCACGUCUGCCGUCAUCGCUGGCUUCUGCACAACGGUCGUCGCAUCCCCUGUUGAUGUCGUCAAGACUCGUUACAUGAACUCUGCCAAGGGAGAGUACAAGGGCGCCGCCGACUGCGGCGUUCGCAUGUUCAUGCAAGAAGGCACCAAGGCUUUCUACAAAGGAUUUACUCCAUCAUUCUGUCGCCUCGUUGCAUGGAACAUAAUGAUGUGGAUCACCUACGAACAAAUGAAGAUCCUUGUUGGCAAAUCCAUGCAGAAACGCGAAUAGAAAGGAAGCACACACGCACACAACAUAACACACAAGACAAACACACAAACGACGUGCAAACAAAGACAACAGAAGAAUUGGAAAAAAAAUAUAAGCAAAAGAAUAAAUUAAGAACAAUAAUUAAA